This is a messenger RNA of Crotalus tigris (Tiger rattlesnake), 2551 nucleotides long. It is a transcript of the gene QRFPR, whose product is annotated as pyroglutamylated RFamide peptide receptor. Gene Ontology annotation, molecular function: peptide binding; neuropeptide Y receptor activity. The record is from RefSeq and is a predicted model, not a curated record. The transcript is spliced from 6 exons. The coding region runs from base 511 to 1803 and encodes 430 amino acids. Gene Ontology annotation, cellular component: membrane. Lineage: Eukaryota; Metazoa; Chordata; Lepidosauria; Squamata; Viperidae. Gene Ontology annotation, biological process: G protein-coupled receptor signaling pathway.
GCCCGCAGCAACCCACGGCGGCUUCCUCACUUUCUUCUUUCGCUACCCAACACUCGCUCCGCUCCGAGCAGCCGCCACUUCGGAAACUUUGAAGGCGGAGGUCCAGCGGGGAAGAACAGAGAAGCCGCCUUUCUCGGCUGGCUUAGUGGCGGCUUGGAUUAAGCAUUCAAUUGGACGCUUCAUUCGCGCAGUUCUAAGGGUAAAAAUCAACGGCAAAGGGAAGCGCGGUUCGGUUGCCGCUCGGCGCUCCUUCCUCUCUAAAGUUUCGGGCUUCGCGAGCGGGAUCCUCCGUCGCCCAGUUGUACUUCAUUCUGCGGCGGGACGCUCGAAGUUUAAGGCUGUUCUUUCGAGGACUUCGAGAUCGCUUGGUGCGGUCUAAGAAAAAGGCGGGUCCUUAGUUGAACGAGAUUCUAGUUCUUAUUCCUUGAGUUUAAACAAAACAAAGCAAAACGCCCGAUAGCGCCUGCCAUGUCCGAGGAGCGAGGGAAGACAGAAGAGUGAUCCUGAACUAUGCGAUCCCUGAACAUCACCCCGGAACAGUUCGCGCAGCUCUUGCGCGACAACAACGUAACCCGCGAGCAGUUCAUCGCGCUCUAUGGGCUCCAGCCCCUGGUCUACAUCCCGGAGCUACCCGAGCGCGCCAAGCUGGCCUUCAUCCUCACUUGCGCGGCCAUAUUCGGCCUGGCGCUCUUCGGGAACUGCCUGGUGCUCUACGUGGUGACCCGCCGCAAAGCCAUGCGUACCGUCACCAACAUCUUCAUCUGUUCGCUGGCCCUCAGCGACCUGCUCAUUGCUUUCUUCUGCGUCCCUUUCACUUUGCUGCAGAAUAUCUCCAAUAAUUGGCUGGGAGGUGCUUUUGUCUGCAAGAUGGUGCCAUUUGUGCAAUCUACUGCAAUAGUUACUGAGAUUCUUACAAUGACUUGUAUUGCUCUGGAAAGGUAUAAUGGCAUUGUUCACCCUCUAAAAAUGAAAUGGCAGUACACCAACAGAAGAGCAUAUACAAUCUUGGGCAUUGUUUGGCUGUUGGCUGCUGCUGUUGGUUCACCAAUGUGGCAUGUACAAAGAGUGGAGAAUAAAUAUGACUUCCUUUAUGAAAAGAAAUAUGUUUGCUGCUUGGAAGAAUGGCCAAGUCCUGUCCACCAAAAAGUUUAUGCCACUUUCAUUUUGGUCAUUCUUUUUCUUCUCCCAUUGAUGCUGAUGAUAUUGCUGUAUAGCAAGAUUGGUUAUGAGCUCUGGGUUAAAAAAAGAGUUGGAGAUGCUUCUGUUCUCAAGAGCAUUCAUGCAAAUGAGAUGUCUAAAAUUUCUCGAAAAAAGAAGCGAGCAAUCAUGAUGAUGGUGACUGUGGUGGUUUUGUUUGCUAUUUGUUGGACACCCUUCCAUGUAAUGCACAUGUUGAUAGAAUACAGUAAUUUUGAAAGAGAAUAUGAUGAUGUCACUAUUAAGAUGAUAUUUGGAAUUGUUCAGGUAAUUGGAUUUGCUAAUUCUAUUUGCAAUCCAAUUGUAUAUGCCUUUAUGAAUGAGAACUUCAAGAAGAACUUUCUUUCUGCCAUUUGCUUUUGCAUUAUGAAAGAAAACUUGUCUCCAUUCAGACAACACAAAAACUUGAAAAUCACAAUGAUGCAGCAUGAGGAAGGGGUCUGUAGAAGAGAGUUGGUCUCCCUGCAAGAGACUAGAAGAGAAGCAUUCAGUGAAGGGAACAUUGAAGUAAAGUUCUAUGAUCAAUCCUUUCCCAAAAAAAUCUCUGGAAGACAUCUUGCUUUGUCCUCAUCAGAAUUCACUGGGCACACUUCCCUGGAAUCCUAGCAAAAAUAGAUCUUUGUGUUCCAAUAUUUGACAAUGGUUUUUCAAAUGUUAUAUUUAAAAUGCUUUGCUAAAUAUACAUAAUACGAAGAUGUUUUGUGUCUGCCUCAAUUAAGGCUGCUAUACCAGGUAAAGAUAUGGUCAUCACAGCAUAAGGCAAAUAGCCCACAAUGGUUGAUUUUCAUUGCCUGAGACUGUUUUCUUUUUCCAUUUGUUUUUUAAAAGAUUUAUGUCAUUUUCUCUUGUUUUAUUGUGUGUUCAUUUGCUAGAUGAACUGUAUUUGGACUAUAUGUUGCCUUAUUGCCAAUCAGUGUAUAUAAUAGAACAAAUUGCAAAGAAACCUAUGAUCAGAAAUCAUAGUUAUGAAGCUAUUUGAUAUCCUAAAAGUCAGUAUUUGGUUAUUUUUUUUAAAUGAAUGUUAUUUAAUUAUUGAAUGUUUCCAUCUUGAAUAACAAAGAAAAACAACUGGAAACUGCAUCCUCUAUGGAAGCAGAGAUGCAUUUCUUUAAGCAACCUUAAAACCAAUUCAGAAAUCUUUCUUUGAUUUCAGUGGAUCUGAAUAUCAGCUAUUAAUUAAACACUACAUAACAUAGUUGAUAUGGUGAAGUCAAUGUUAGUCUGAUAAGGAAUAAAACUAAUGGCACUGGCUUUCCAAGACACACAACAAUGUUGAUUAAAAGCAAUUCAGGAUCUGGCAUGGCAGAUCUUCUCAACAGAUUAGAUUGCAAAUACUUUUCUCCAAAAGUAAAGA